UGGAAACGAAAAAUAUGAUCUACAUAGUGUCUGAAUACGCAAGCCAAGGUGAAAUAUUCGAUUACAUCGCUCGUUAUGGUCGAAUGCCCGAGCACACGGCGAGGAGUAAAUUUCUGCAAAUUCUGUCAGCUGUCGAAUACUGCCACGCCAGGAGAGUCGUCCACAGAGAUCUGAAGGCUGAGAAUCUGCUACUGGAUGCCAACAUGAACAUCAAGAUAGCCGACUUCGGCUUUUCCAAUUACUACACCCAAGGCGAACUCUUGGCAACGUGGUGCGGCAGUCCGCCUUAUGCCGCCCCAGAGGUUUUCGAAGGAAAGAAGUACACGGGCCCAGAAAUCGAUAUCUGGAGUCUCGGCGUUGUUCUGUACGUGCUGGUAUGUGGAGCCCUCCCGUUCGACGGCUCCACAUUGCAAACAUUGAGGGAUCGGGUACUGAGCGGAAGGUUUCGCAUACCUUACUUCAUGUCUUCAGAUUGUGAAUCCCUCAUCCGAAAAAUGCUCGUAUUAGAACCAUCGCGUCGCUACACGGCCGAACAAAUCAGGAAGCACAGAUGGCUCCAGCAGCACCAGUACAAUGAUCCUCAGUAUUCAAGUGCUGGUGAUUUAUCAGCAGCAGCUCAGGCCAACAUCAGGCCCAAUAGUCAGUGCGCAGAACCAAAUGAACAAAUUUUACGACUGAUGCAAAGCUUAGGAAUUGACCAAGCAAAAACCAAAGAGAGUCUGAAACUUAAUAGUUAUGAUCAUCACGCAGCAAUAUAUUUAUUACUUUUGGAAAGGCUUCGCCAGCAACGAUCAUUGUCAUGUGAUAGUCGGCCUCAUAGUCCAUUAGCUCAAGGAGGAGUGGGUAGUAGAUCUCAUUCGCCAACGCAGUCCUACGUACUUCAGCAACAAUUUGGAAGCACAUCCACUGAGCGUUCUAAAUCGAAUGACUCGGCCCACCAGCUUCAAAUUAUGUUAGGAACUAAUGCUAAUUUAUCUGGAGAUAAUAAAACUGGUGAAACUAGAAGGCCGUCAUCAGUUGCCGAACAAGCGAUGAGAAGGACUCCUGCUGGAAGUGUUGAUGCUUCACCUGUCAGGUUAUCUUCUGAACAUCAAAGUCCACGACAUCAAGUUCAUUCUCCCCAUUUAAGUAGAGCUGCUCAGCACGCUAGUUUAGGGGAUUAUCACCUUCACCAUCAACAAAAUCAACAGUCAUCAAAUCAGCAACACCAGUCCGCAAAUCAACAGUAUAAUACUAGGCCAUCGCCAGUGCAGAAUACUUCUGCUGAUAGUUCUACAAGACUGCCUUUAUUGACAUCAAAUAGCUUCGAUUCCAAGACAAGAAGAUUAUGUAGCAGUGGCACUGAUGGCAAAAUAAGUUGUAAUAUGAACUCAGGUUAUACAAUGAGCGCGGAAGCUGCAAAAUUAUUGGUCACCCUAAGGCAAAGUCCUUUACCGCUCACAACACCGCCUUUUAGAGAUUAUAUGAACCACAUACAGGCCUACGCAUUUCUCCAGAACGCGGGUCAAGAUUUGGUUAAUCCAACUUCUUCACCGCAACAUAGCAGUAGUCGCUCACACAAAUCAUCAGACUUUCAUCAGCAAUGUUCUUCAUCAACUGAUGAAGGCUGUGAAACUGAUAUGGAGGACCAAGAACGAGGCAAUCAGGCAAAUAAUAAUCAUCACUCAAGUGGUUGCCAUCAACAAGGACACCAUGGUCACGGUUCCACUUGCGGCGUGCAUAGGUUAAGUUCAUAUGCGAGUUCAAGUUCCAGUAGUGGAGUCGCCGUUGGCUAUCAUUCAAAAUCUUUGAGCUGUGAUUCUGCAUCGUCGAGGAGUACAUUAUCAGCAUUUGACAGUUUGGAAAGACGAUUGUCUAGUGAUUGUCCAGGUGAUUGUCCCAGCGAAUUAGCUGGUUCGCUGCCAAGUUGUGCGUCUAAUCCGGCGAUAAACGAAAGCGGCAGCAGUACGACAACCUGCGGUUCACCAUGUCCGUCAGGCGCACGCAGCAAAAUCCGUCCAAUGAGUGCUGCCGGAGGUGCAAACACCGCAUCAAGUCGAAAUAGUUCAUGUAAUCGCUCUGGAAUGGCCAGGAGAGCCACCACCAGAGUUGGCGGUUCUAGGGCAUAUCUAUCAAGAAGUCCAGUAGAUUUCAGAGAAGGCCGACGUGCUAGUGAUGGACUGGUGGCCCAAAAAGUGACUUCACAAACGGACCGCACGAAUAUCGCGUUCGAUAGCAGACGCUUGAACGAAGCAUGCAAAACACGAGGAGUAUUUGAACUGCACUUGGUGCAAAGAGAAGCCAAAAUGCUGAAAACCCAAUACCAAACAUCUGUAACUCUCGAUGAAAUGAACCAAAGACAAAUGCAACAUGAUCAAUUCGCUUCUCUUGGAUGUAGCCCUGAGAGUUUUGCUUAUGUGGGCUGCGGUAAUUCUGGUCAAAGUACGAAUCCACAAGAAGCUGGCAACCUUGACAUCAAGUCACCUCUUCAACAACAGUUGAUGCAACAUCGUCUUCUGCAGCAAAAACGUCAAAUUUUACAAAAGCAAUGUGCACUAUCCAAUACUUCCGGAGAAAUGAUCAUACCACCAGGAUUACAUCAAAUGACGGCGCUAACUCGUAGACAAAUGUUGCGUCAACAAAGCUAUAAAAUGGCCCAACAAACCCAAAUACUUCCUCCGCUACCCUUGGCUGAACUUGGUGAAAGCUACAUCGAAGAAACGGGUCCUUGUGCAUCAAAUAACGCCGAAAUCCAGCACCAGGAAAGGCUUUUGGCGCAAGAAAAGUAUCAAGAAAGACUUGCUGCACAGCAAGAUCGAUUGCACCCUUUGCAGCAAUCUGACAGACACAUGUCUAAAGAAAAUUUUCUACCUCAGGAUACAGAAAAGUAUCUAUCUCUGCAACAGAGUCCGCAAAGAAGUUGUAAUUCUGCUGCCAGCCAAUUGGCGAAGCAAGAAUGGACAAACUUGACGAGCACUAUGCAAAAUGCUUGCCAUAUUAAUGAUUUAAUGGGUAGUCAAGAGUGCGCUCAUAUUGCUGCAGGAUCGGGUAGUGGAAGACUCCAAAGUCAGUGGUCCAGCAGUGGCCAUCAUCUACACCAGCCACAAUGGCUUCAAUCCGCGCCAAUACAUCAGCAAUGUUAUCAGGUAUAUGGUUUUCACGAGUGAUUUACAAUUUUAUUUAUGCUUGAUCUGUAGAUUUUUAUCGCAUUAUU
This is a messenger RNA of Ctenocephalides felis (cat flea), 3193 nucleotides long. Its product is annotated as serine/threonine-protein kinase par-1-like. NCBI's taxonomy places the organism in Eukaryota, Metazoa, Arthropoda, Insecta, Siphonaptera, Pulicidae. Gene Ontology annotation, biological process: intracellular signal transduction; microtubule cytoskeleton organization; protein phosphorylation. Gene Ontology annotation, molecular function: protein serine/threonine kinase activity; tau-protein kinase activity; ATP binding. The record is from RefSeq and is a predicted model, not a curated record. The coding region runs from base 15 to 3146 and encodes 1043 amino acids. Gene Ontology annotation, cellular component: cytoplasm. The transcript is spliced from 14 exons.